Solanum verrucosum is the source of this 626-nucleotide messenger RNA. RefSeq lists its product as uncharacterized. The transcript has a single exon. NCBI's taxonomy places the organism in Eukaryota, Viridiplantae, Streptophyta, Magnoliopsida, Solanales, Solanaceae. The coding region runs from base 70 to 408 and encodes 112 amino acids. The record is from RefSeq and is a predicted model, not a curated record.
UUUAGCUUCCAAAACUGUCACAAAAGUAAAAAACUUUCAGAUCACACACAAACUGUUCUGUCUACUCUAAUGGAUGCCGGAGCAUGGUGUGAUUCCGACGAUGUAAACUUCUGCUGGAGGCGGUGUUACUCCGGUAGAGAAUACGACCGUUUGGUAUCCUAUAAGUUGCCGGCGAACAGAUCAAGCAGAACGCCCAUCUGGAGACUGAUAUGGAGGAAGAUGAAGAAAGAGAAGAAGCGGAUUUACGAUUGUUCAAAUUCAAUGUGGUUUUCAUAUGAUCCUCAUUCUUAUUCGCAGAAUUUCGAUCAAGGUUCAAUUUCGACCGAUGCUGAUGAACUUUCUCGUUCCUUCUCAGCUCGAUUUGCUGUUCCCUCCAGGAUUUUCACCCAUGACGAAUUACUGGACUAAUGGAGAAAACAAUAAUAACAUACUCACUGUCGUAUCACAAGUGAGAUCUGGAGAGUAUAGACUGACUGUGUUUUCGAUAGACUCUCAAGUCAAAAAAAAAAAUACAAUGGAGGAAAACAGGGUAAAAUUUGUUGUCAUUGUUAUCAUACAAAUUACUAAACUGUAAUUCAUCUGUUAUCUGUUGUUAAUGAUAAAAAUUGAUAUGUGUAGACUGUUGA